CUGUUUUUAUGCGCUCAAAUUGCAUCUUCUCAAUACACUGACGGCGAUGCUUUCAAAAUAUUGUUGUGAAUUUCAAGAAACAGCCCCAGAAGAUCUGUGCAGUUAUAUUAUAUAUAUAUAUAUAUUAAAAAGGGGGCGUAUAGGCGACCGUGUUCGUCAGAUGUUUAAAUAUGGAUGGGCAGGUCUUGAGACGGCAGCGCGUUUCCAAACUUCGACCGAAUAAAAAUUAGGAGUAUUGAACUACAACGCGGCUAAUGAAAGGCGCCGAGAGGGAAGCCAGCGCGGCCGGAGGCGUUUAGGGCGCCGUUGUCGGGGCCGUUCGGCCAGGCGAGCCCUCGGCUGGCACCGCCCUUCCCGACGGGAGGAUCCCCCCUCAGGCCGACAGAGAGAGGAAGCUCCGCGGUCGGAGGAGCUACGCGCCACAGCCCCAGCGGUAGCCAUUCGUGGAAAAAAAUAGGCCGUCCUUCUGCGCACUUCAGCCAGCCUCCGAUUCCACAGCGUCCGGCCUUUUUUCCCUUAAACAGCUCCUCCGCUUGCAUGAAUGCGGGAUGAGUGAUAGAAAGACGGAAGCGAUGGCGGCGGAGGAGGGCAAGGCUCCCGCUGCUCAUGUUGGUAAUAAAGGCAAAACUUCAGGUUCACAGGACACCCAGCCGUCCCCCCUGGCUCUGCUCGCUGCCACAUGCAGUAAAAUCGGAGGGGUCUCCGGCCAGGGUCCGGCCGCGGGAGCGCCGCAGUUCAUCCUCGACCCGAGCCAGGGCCUCGUGCAGCUUCAGAGUCACGCGCAGCCGCUCGAGCUCGUGCCCGCCGCGCAGCUCGCGGCCGGCGGGUGGCAGAUCGUGGCGGCCGCGCCGUCGAAGGAAAGCGUGGCACAGUCCGGAGCUGUAGCCGCUGCGACCGCCGCCAGUGACAGCACCCUGGGGGGCAAGAGAGCGAAAGCGGCCGGUGUGAACAAUGCGGCGGCACCGAGCAGUCAGCAGCAGCAGCAGCCGCAGCAACAGCAGUUCCAGAUUAUUCAAGUUCAGAACAUGCCCAAUCCGGCAGGCAGCAUUCAGUACCAGGUGAUCCCGCACAUCCAGACGGCAGACGGGCAGCCGAUCCAGCUGAGCGCGGCGAACACGCCUGCGGUGAACGCGCAAUCCGAGCAGAUCCAGCUCAUCCCAGCCGGGAAUAACCAAGUUGUUCUGGCCGCGCAGCCCAGGACGGGCUCGGCUAAUGUGGUCGCCCAGAAUGUGGCGAACGCAGCGGUACCUCUGCAGAUCCGCCCAGGGGUGUCCUUCCCUCUGCAGCUGCAGGCGGUGCAGGGGGCGCAGACGCACGUGGUCACCACGUUGCCCGUCAACAUUGGGGGAGUGACCGUGGCUCUGCCCGUAAUCAACGCCGUGGCAGCGGGGGGAGGGUCCGUCCAGCUGGCGCAGCCGACCGACAGCGGAGCUCCCAACGGUGCCCAGUCGGCGUGCACGCCCACCUCCGGCGUCGUCGGCAGGGCGACGGAAUCCGGCGCGACCCCGUGCACCACCAACUCGGCUAGCGGCGAUUCGGCGGAGGGCGGGACCCUCAACGCGCAGAGCGCCCAGCCGCCGGAGCCAGACGGCCCGAGUCAGACUCAGACGAACGGACUGCAGGAGCAGCAGGGUCAGAUCCAGCAGGUGCAGAUCGUGGGACAACCCGUGGUGCAGCAGAUCCACGUGCAGCCGCCUCUUCAGCAGCAGCAGCAGCAGCUCGUGCAGGGGCUGCAGACCAUACAGACCUUUCCGCAGGUGCUCAUCCGAGCCCCGACCCUGACCCCUUCCGGGCAGCUCAGCUGGCAGACGCUGCAGGUGCAGAACGUCGCGAGCCUGCCCAGCGUACAGGUGCAGAAUGCGGGCGUGCCGCAGCUCACGCUGGCUCCCGUGACGUCGAGCGCGAGUGCUGGCGCGGGCAGCUUCGCGCAGAUCGCCCCCAUUACCCUGGGGGGUACGCCGAUCACGCUGAACGCAGCUCAGCUCACAUCUGGGCCCAACAUCCAGACCCUGAACAUCGCCAACCUAGGAGCUGCUGGAGUGCAGAUGCAGGGGGUCCCUGUGGCCAUCACGGGGGUGCAGGGACAACAGCAGUCUCAGGAUGGGGUGAAGGUGCAGUCUGCACCUGUGACGGUUACCGUGGGCAACAUUGCCAGCGCAACGCUGAACACGGUCAGUCCAGACCAGGCGGCGCAGGUCCAGAGCCCUAUGGAGGAGGGGCAGUCCAGCAAGCGGCUGCGUCGUGUCGCCUGCUCCUGCCCCAACUGCCGAGAUGGAGAAGGCAGGAACAGCGAUCCAGGGAAGAAGAAGCAGCACGUGUGCCACAUGGAGGGCUGUGGGAAGGUGUACGGCAAGACGUCACACCUGCGGGCCCACCUGCGCUGGCACACGGGGGAGAGGCCCUUCGUUUGUACCUGGAUCUUCUGCGGGAAACGUUUCACUCGGAGCGACGAGCUGCAGCGACACCGACGGACACACACAGGCGAGAAGCGAUUCGAGUGUCCGGAGUGCUCCAAGAGGUUCAUGAGGAGCGACCACCUGUCAAAACACAUCAAGACCCAUCAGAACAAGAAAGGGGGUGCUGCACUGGCUAUUGUCACUACAGAGGACAUGGAGGACACGGUGGACGACGUUCUGGCCUCGCCCAGAAUCGUUACCGUGGCGUCAUUAUCACAGGAUUCUAACCCAGGCACACCUGUUGCUUCCAACAGCAUGGAGGAGGAGUUCUAGCCUGCCCCCCUCCCCUCC
Molecule: messenger RNA, 2747 nt
Organism: Scleropages formosus (Asian bonytongue)
Lineage: Eukaryota; Metazoa; Chordata; Actinopteri; Osteoglossiformes; Osteoglossidae
Gene: sp4
Product: sp4 transcription factor
Exons: 6
Coding region: 549-2729 (726 amino acids)
Biological process (GO): regulation of transcription by RNA polymerase II
Molecular function (GO): DNA-binding transcription factor activity, RNA polymerase II-specific; RNA polymerase II cis-regulatory region sequence-specific DNA binding
Source: RefSeq, a predicted model, not a curated record